Molecule: messenger RNA, 3525 nt
Organism: Pogona vitticeps (central bearded dragon)
Lineage: Eukaryota; Metazoa; Chordata; Lepidosauria; Squamata; Agamidae
Gene: PRKAB2
Product: protein kinase AMP-activated non-catalytic subunit beta 2
Biological process (GO): signal transduction
Cellular component (GO): nucleus; nucleotide-activated protein kinase complex; cytoplasm
Molecular function (GO): protein kinase binding
Source: RefSeq, a predicted model, not a curated record
AAACCUGGCCCCAGGGCGGCCUUAUCUUAGCCGGCGCAGCAAGGAGAGCGGCGGCGUGUGGUGCGCAGGCGCACUUUUUCUACGCUCGUUGCCAUUUUGGCAGGAGGUGGUGGUGGUGGUGGUGCCGCCGAGUUAAGGCGGAAGGAGCGCUGAAGUCUGCCAUGGGAAACACCACUAGCGAGAGGGUGUCUGGCGAACGUCAUGGCUCCAAGUCUCACCGUUCUGAUGGGGCCAGCAGCACCCACCAUACCAAGGAUCAUUCACACAAGAUCAUGGUUGGAAGUACUGAUGAUCCGAAUGUCUUCAGCACCCAUGACUCCAAGCUUCCGGGAGAAAAAGAUUUUGUGUCAUGGCAGCAUGACUUGGACGAGUCAAUCAAGCCGUCCCAGCAGGCGCGUCCCACUGUCAUCCGCUGGACUAAUGGAGGCAAAGAAGUCUUCAUCUCAGGCUCCUUCAACAACUGGAGCACCAAGAUACCUCUCAUUAAAAGCCACAAUGACUUUGUUGCUAUUCUGGACCUUCCUGAAGGUGAACACCAGUACAAGUUCUUUGUGGAUGGCCAGUGGGUUCAUGAUCCUGCUGAGCCAGUGGUAACUAGUCAGAUGGGGACGAUUAACAAUCUGAUUCAUGUGAAGAAGUCUGAUUUUGAAGUGUUUGAUGCUUUAAAGUUGGACUCCCUUGAAAGUUCAGAGACAUCCUGUCGAGAUCUUACUGGUUCUCCUCCUGGAAUAUAUGGCCAGGAAAUGUAUGUGUAUCGGGCUGAGGAGCGUUUCAAAUCCCCACCAAUUCUACCUCCACAUCUCCUCCAAGUUAUCCUUAACAAAGACACCAACAUUUCGUGUGAUCCAGCACUUUUGCCUGAACCAAACCACGUGAUGCUGAACCACCUGUAUGCUCUGUCAAUCAAGGAUGGUGUCAUGGUGCUCAGUGCCACACAUCGCUACAAGAAGAAAUAUGUUACUACUCUCCUCUACAAACCCAUCUGAGACGGGUUCCUCCUUAUCACCAUGUGGGCACAGAGACUGCUGCUUCGUCUGCACACAUCAUUAGGAUGGGUCGUCUGCUUCCAGGCUGUUUUGGCAGAGACAGAAGCUCUGUACGAGGCCAGCCCCUAUCUUGGUUUUACAGGCUGAUAACAAACUUACUUCCUUGGCAGCUGUUUCUGCCACACAGCUUGCAUCUGUCAGUAGCACAGAACCUGUAGUACCACAAUUCUGGGUGGCAUUGUCUCUUGUCAACUGCUGACUGUAGGGGGUGGAAAGGCUUCUUGCUAGGGAAUGUCAAUGGAGAAGGAGUCUUGAGUCCUUUCUGUCCUGGGCACCAUCUUGCAGUCCCUGGUCUAACCCCCAUCCCUCUGGCCAUUGAGAGCUUUCUAGCAGUAACACAGCAUCAAGGACGAGAGGACAGUCCCUGAUUUCCUCUACUUAGAAACUCACCUGUUUCCUGUCUUAAUGAUUUUCCAUUGUGACAAUAAACUCUUACGCUUAGGCACUCUACCAUUAUGGGACAUGGACAAAGGGCCCUGUCCUGAAGGUUAAAUAGAACCUGUCUUGCAUGCAUUAUUGAUCAUAAUAGGUGUAUAGACCUUCCCAGUUCAGAGACAGUAUGCCACAGACUACCAACUGCUGUGGAACAGUAUCAGGCUUUUGCUUUUUGCUUCCCAGCUUCCCAGGAUGGAGGACUACAUGGACCUCUAAUCUGAUACAAUGGGGCUGCUCUAAUGUCCUUAUUAUGUGCCACAACCAGCCCUUUCAGGUACACCCAGUAUGGUGGUAGGAGUUUUAGUGACAUGAACUCCCACACAAGUGUAUGUGUUUGCCUAUGCCAUUGCAUUGGCAUAUACUUCUGCUGAGUAGAAUUGCAGUAUUCAAAAACAAGCUUUGCUUUGUUGCGCUCAAAUGGAAAGGGCUCUAUAAAGAAUGUUUCAUCCCUAUGAGACAUUAGUUACGGCCAGACGUACAAACCAGCACACCCUGGUUUGAAGGAAGAGGGAAGCAACAGCAGUGGUAGGCACUGAACAUACUGACUCUGGGAAGAUGGUGGUCCCUUGCAGAAUCUUACCAAAGUCUCAUAUGUUUCAGGCAGGUUCCUCGAGGAAGCUGAUGAGGAGAGCAGGAUAGUGAAUGGAGAUUCUGACAUGGCUACUACUUUUCUGACCUCAUGAAAGAUAGGUUGCUUGCACAAUUUAGAAAAAUUGUGAAUCGUUCUUAACAGUUUCCUUUCUGGUAUUUAUUUGGAUUCCAGACCAUUAGCUGCCUAUUCCCUUCUGACCUCCUUCAUGAUUUAGGAUAGCCCUGUUGCCUGAGGAGGAACAUCUGAUUGAGUAGUCGCAAAGCUCAUAAGAGGCAUUAGGUCUGUAACACUACAAGAAAUCUAAUCCAUAUUCACAUGAGUCCUGCACCAUUGAACAGAACAACUUGUCCUUUAUCACUUUUAGUCUUUUGCCUUGGGAUUAGGUAAGGUCCUGUUUUGGAGACGGUGAACUCCUGACCUAGAACAGGGACAUCCUUCUAGAACAGAGAAAUUGUGUUCUAAAGGGACAGGAUUUGAGGUGUUUAUUCCCUUUUUCUUAAAUUGCCCGCUGUAGUCAAUAGCUGUUUUUCCUAAGUUCUUUCUCAAAGCAAAUGUGAGUAAAAUAAUCAUUAUAAUUUUACUGAGAUGCGCUUCAAAUCCUGAUCUGUUUGUACUCCUCCCCAAACGCUGGGGUUUGGAUUGAACGAGUACAUUGUCUUGCACAGACUGAUGUUGCCAUGUUAAACGCAGUUUGCAUGGCUGUUGCUAUCCUGGUUGAAUUAAUUGUUACUUCAGUUGGAAAGCAGUACUGCAAGAAUAGAGAUGUUUGAUUUCCAUCAAUGGGCAAGAAACUAAAUGACUGAACUGGUUAUCUACCCCAUCAGGAGGCCCAGUUGUCUUAGCAGCAUGAAUAGCUUCUGACAGAGUGACAGGCGUUUCCUGCUUAUUUUUGUCCUCUCAGCUGCUGAGGCAGGGAGGGCUUCAUAAUCUACUGGCUUGGCUGCACAGCUCAAACUAACUUCUAGUUAGUGCAAGGACCACAUCACUAUUUGUUAUGAUUUUUUGCAUGUCCUGUUCUCGCAGUAUUAGUUUCUGGGACAUUUAAAAGCCCAGAGUUUGAAUAUAUGUUUAAGAAGGAAAUAUAUAUGGGUGUGCAAAAAUGUUGUUCCAGUAUGUUGUGUAAGAAUGUGAGAAUGACAGUUUCAGCACUCUUAUUACUGUUUUGAAAUCUGAUGUAGACAAUUCUGGGUGGGGUGGGGGUGGGGCGUGGGGAAGAUGAGCACACUGGCUAUAUUUGCAGAAUGGUUUCCUCCACCAUGAAAAGGACAGACCAACCUAGCCCAGCAAUCAGUAACAUACAUAUUGUUGUAAAACCUGGAAUAGCUGCUGUGGGCUGAGAUGACGUAAGAAGUUGGCUGAUGUCAGUAGCAGCCACAGAAGAGUUUUGUUGAAGAGGAGAAGUUGAGUGUGUAGUUCUUGAUGAUGUACACAAUAAAAGAGUGGAUGAAAGAA